Molecule: messenger RNA, 6034 nt
Organism: Colius striatus (speckled mousebird)
Lineage: Eukaryota; Metazoa; Chordata; Aves; Coliiformes; Coliidae
Gene: AOX1
Product: aldehyde oxidase 1
Exons: 35
Coding region: 56-4075 (1339 amino acids)
Molecular function (GO): 2 iron, 2 sulfur cluster binding; NAD binding; oxidoreductase activity
Source: RefSeq, a predicted model, not a curated record
CUGCGGCUGCAGGCCCGGUACGCCCGCCCGCCGCUCCGCAGGGCGCCGCGGCACCAUGCCUCCACAAGGGGCGGCGGGGGCUCAGGAGCUGGUGUUCUAUGUGAACGGGAGGAAGAUAAUAGAGAAAAAUGCUGAUCCAGAACAAAUGCUUUUGUCUUACCUGCGGAAGAGACUCCGUCUCACAGGAACUAAGUAUGGCUGUGGAGGAGGUGGCUGUGGUGCCUGCACAGUGAUGAUAUCAACUUAUGAGCCAGCUUUGAAGAAGAUACGACAUUAUUCAGCAAAUGCAUGUUUGGUUUCCAUUUGCUCCUUGUAUGGUGCAGCAGUGACCACAGUGGAAGGAAUUGGAAGUACAAAAACCAGGAUCCAUCCUGUUCAGGAAAGGCUUGCCAAGUGCCAUGGCUCCCAGUGUGGUUUCUGCACCCCUGGAAUGGUGAUGUCCAUAUACACUUUGCUAAGAAACCACCCAGAACCAGCUUCAGACCAGAUGAUUGCAGCUCUGGCUGGGAACUUAUGCCGCUGUACUGGAUACAGGCCAAUCCUAGAUGCCUGUAAAACCUUCUGUAAGGAAUCCAUUUGUUGUCAAAGGGAAGCAAAUGGAAAGUGUUGCUUGGAUCAGGAAGAUGAUUUAUCUGGCAAGGAAAAGAAGGUUUUCACCAGAUUAUUUUCAACAGAUGAAUUCCAGCCCUUAGAUCCCACCCAGGAGCUUAUAUUUCCUCCAGAACUAAUGAGAAUGGCUGAAAGUCAACCAAAAACAACUCUGUUUUUUCGUGGGGAGCGAAUGACGUGGAUUUCUCCUGUAACCUUAGAUGAAUUACUGGAUCUAAAAGCUGCUCAUCCCAAAGCACCUCUUGUGGUUGGGAACACCAGUGUGGGACCUGAGAUGAAGUUCAAAGGCACGUUUCACCCAGUUGUUAUUGCUCCUGCAAGGAUCCCAGAUCUCAGCGUGGUGAAAUAUACAGAUGACGGAUUGACUCUGGGAGCUGCCUGCAGCCUCUCUCUAGUGAAAGACAUCUUGACAAGAGCAGUCUCAGAAUUCCCUGAAGAGAAGACAAAGGUUUUCUGUGCCCUCUUGCAGCAAUUAAGAACUCUGGGUGGAGAACAGAUAAGAAAUGUUGCUUCAUUAGGUGGAAACAUUGUAAGUAGAAAAUCAACCUCUGACUUGAAUCCUGUUCUGGCAGCCAGUAACUGUGUGCUCCAUCUGGCUUCAAGAGGAAGAAAGCGACAGAUCCCUCUGAGUGAUAUUUUUGUAGAUGGUGUUGGUAACAAUACCAUUUCACCAGAAGAGAUCUUAGUCUCUGUCCAUAUUCCCCAUUCUAGAAAGGGGGAGUAUGUCUCUGCAUUUCGACAAACACCGAGACGGGAAAAUGCUCUUCCAAUAAUUAAUGCUGGGAUGAGAGUCCUUUUUGAAGAAGAUACAGAUAUAAUAAAGGAUUUAAGCAUUUUCUAUGGAGGCGCUAUCUCAACUACAAUCUGUGCAAAACAAACCUGUCAGACACUUAUUGGAAGACACUGGAAUGAACAAAUGUUGGAUGAAGCUUACAGAUUAAUUCUUACAGAAAUUCUUCCUCCAGAAUCAGUCAGCAGUGAAAAAGACUAUAAGAAGACUUUGAUAGUCAGUUUCUUCUACAUAUUUUUCCUGGAAGUAUUGCAGUCAUUGAACACAAUGGAUCCUUGCCAGUAUCCUGGCAUACCUCUGGAAUAUAGGAGUGUUCUUCAAGAUUUCAAAACAAAAAUGCCCCAAAGUAUCCAAAUAUACCAGGACGUAGAUCCGGGUCAGUGUCCCCAGGAUCCUAUAGGACGGCCCAUUAUGCACCAGUCUGGAAUUAAGCAUGCAACUGGUGAAGCAGUUUACAUCGAUGACCUUCCUUCUGUGGAGGAGGAGCUCUUCCUCGCUGUUGUCACUAGUUCCAGAGCUCAUGCUAAGAUUGUAUCUAUAGAUACCUCAGAAGCUCUAAAAGAACCAGGUGUGUUUGAUAUCGUAACAGUUCAUGAUGUACCAGCUACAAAUGAGUUUUACUACUCUGAUGAUCCAGAGAUUGUAUUUGCAAGAAAUGAGGUGAUCUGUGUGGGUCAGAUAGUCUGUGCUGUGGUUGCGAAUUCCGAUGUUCAUGCCAAACAAGCAGCUGCAAAAGUGAAGAUAGAGUAUGAAGUGCUGGAACCAGUGAUCUUAACAAUUGAGGAUGCUAUAAAGCACAACUCAUUCUUUGAGCCCAAAAGAAAAUUGGAAAUAGGAAACGUUGAUCAGGCAUUUGAAACUGCGGAUAAUAUAAUUGAAGGGGAGAUUCACAUUGGGGGACAGGAACACUUUUACAUGGAGACUCAGAGUGUGCUAGCUGUUCCAAAAGGAGAAGAUAAAGAAAUGGAUGUGUAUGUGUCAACACAGCAUCCAGCAUUUAUUCAGGAGAUGGUAGCUGCAAGUUUAGGUGUUCCAGCCAACAGGAUCAUGUGCCAUGUUAAACGAGUUGGUGGAGCAUUUGGAGGGAAACUCCUGAAAACAGGCUUACUGGCAUCAGUUGCUGCAGUGGCAGCAAACAAAACCAACAGAGCAGUCCGUCUUAUUCUGAGCCGAGGGGAUGAUAUGUUAAUCACUGGUGGCCGACAUCCUUUUAUUGGAAAAUAUAAAGUUGGCUUCAUGAACGACGGUAGGAUCAGAGCUGUGGAUACCAAAUAUUACAUUAAUGGAGGAUGCACCCCUGAUGAAUCUGUCCUGGUAGCAAAAGUAUCCCUAUUGAAAAUGGACAAUGCAUACAAGAUUCCCAACUUAAGAUGCUGGACUUAUGUUUGCAAGACAAACUUGCCGUCAAACACAGCAUUCCGAGGGUUUGGCUUCCCCCAGUCAGCACUGGUGACAGAAACUUGGAUAACGGCAGUUGCAGAUAAAGCCGGUUUAUCACCAGAAAAGAUCAGGGAAAUAAAUAUGUAUAAAGAGAACGAGGAGACACACUUCAAACAAAAGCUUGAACCACAAAAUUUAAUAAGAUGUUGGAAUGAAUGUAUGAAGAAGUCUGCAUUCUACAAUAGGAAAAGAGCUGUCAUUGAAUUUAACAAAGAAAAUUACUGGAAGAAAAAAGGAAUUGCCAUUGUACCAAUGAAGUUUCCAUUUGGACUAGGCACACGUUAUCUUUCUCAGGCUGCUGCUCUGGUUCAUAUUUAUACUGAUGGAUCUGUGCUUCUGACACAUGGUGGAGUUGAAAUGGGGCAAGGUAUUCAUACAAAAAUGAUCCAGGUUGCUAGUCGGGAACUGAACAUCCCCAUGUCAUGUAUUCACUUCUGUGAAACGAGCACAACAACUAUUCCCAAUGCAUGUGCCUCAGCAGGAUCUGCAGGGACAGAUGUCAAUGGCAUGGCUGUGAAGGAUGCUUGCCAAACUCUUCUUAAACGCCUGCAGCCUAUCAUGAACAGGAACCCAAAGGGGACCUGGAAUGAUUGGAUUAAAGAAGCUUUUGAACAGAGUAUAAGUCUUUCAGCUACUGGCUACUUCAGAGGCUACAAUGAAAACAUGGAUUGGGAGAAAGGGGAAGGAAAGCCAUUCACAUAUUUUAUUUUUGGAGCUGCUUGUUCAGAGGUUGAAAUUAACUGUCUAACAGGAGAUCACAAGAACCUCAGAACAGACAUUGUUAUGGACAUUGGAUGCAGCAUAAAUCCAGCUGUGGAUAUAGGACAGAUUGAAGGUGCCUUUGUUCAAGGUGUUGGGCUGUACACAAUGGAGGAAUUAAAGUACUCUCCAGAAGGAGUACUCUGGACUCGAGGUCCAAAUCAGUAUAAGAUCCCUGCUGUCUGUGAUAUUCCAGAACACUUUAGUGUUUCCCUGCUGUCAUCUUCCCAAAAUCCUUAUGCCAUCUAUGCAUCCAAGGGGAUAGGUGAGGCAGGACUUUUCCUGGGAUGCUCUGUGUUCUUCGCUUUGAGAGAUGCAAUAACUAGUGUGAGGAAUGAAAGAGGACUGAAAAAGACCUUUGCACUGAAUAGCCCUCUGACUGCAGAACAAAUACGGGCAAGCUGCGCAGAUGACUUCACUGAGAUGAUGGCAAGUGGUGAAUCUGCUUCCUCCACUCCUCGGGUCAUAUCUGUCUGAAUGAUAAACCAAAGUGCACAAGACUGGAAUGGAAUAGAAAACUGAUUCACUGCUCCAAUACAUGCUAAUCAAUACACAAAUAAAUACAUUUUCUCAUUUUCAGAAGAGGACCAGCUACGAAAAACAUGCACAUUACAUCUUCUGUCUUGAUCUUUAUUCUCUAUCCAGUAUAUUCAUUACAGUACUUUGAUUAAAUUAUUGCAUUUAGUUGCAAGAAAUACAUCUGCGUUUGCAUCAUUUCUGUUCAAAAUUAGGAUGAAGUGUAAAGGUAUGUUAGGUAAUUUACUGACACAUCUUAAACUUGACAACUUCAUAUGGUAGGUGGGUUUUUUUUAAUGGCUUCAGCUCAUUUUCUAAUUUAGAUUUGAGUCUUGCAGUGGAGUGAGAGUGCGGAGAUCAUUGUUGAAGAAUCAGAACCUCAUUUGUUGCAUUCAAUCUCUUUUUCUUCAGAAGUGAUGCUCUGAUUUGUAGCAAAGCUGUUUUAGAUUAUUUUGGUACAGAUGUCUUUGUGUUAAAAACAUGCAAAAAACCAAGAGCUUUAUUGUUUGGUUUGGUUUGGUUUGGUUUGGUUUGGUUUCUAUGUCAGGCAUGAACAUGCUAUGGCUGAUCUGUAUAUAUAGAAGAUGAAUUUUAUCCCAAAAGUUAGAAGAGUCACUUAGUUGUAAUUUCCACUGGAAGCUCUAUGUAUCUCAUAGAUACAAAAGUCUCUGAACUUAAUGGGAAAACUCAAUAGUGUUUAAUGUGCUUUGAAUAGGAGACUGGAUGAACCUGUCUCUGGAAAAAAUUCUUCAACAGUGCUUAACACUGUGCUCAGGAUUGUGUUGAGCUAUGGAAGUAUAGUUAAGAACAUUCUCACACGCUUGGCCACUCCUGGGUAAAGAAGAUAGAAUAAAAAAAACGUAGUGAGAUGAAAAGAUGAUCUGCAAAGAUCAGUCAUGUGAUGCUGCCGAGGAUGCAGUGGGAUUAGAUUUUCUGGAGAAAAUGGGAAAAUGGAAGCAGCACUGGUAACAGAAAUUCUAGUGUUACUAGAUUUGAAGUAUAGAUAUAUUUUUAACCUAGGGUGAGACCAGAAAUUACAAAGAAUAUAUCAAAGUUAUUAGUAGAGCUUCAGCCACAAUACUCAGAUUGCAAUGUCAGAAUCCACAAUAUUGAACUGACUGAGAUCUUCAGCCUUUCCUCCCCUUGAAGUGUGAAGCUCAGAUUUCCAUUCUGAAUGCACAUCCACACAAAUACACAAAUCUCCAUAGUAUUUGAAUUUGAUGUUGGAUAUAUCCCAACACAGAGAAAACACUUCUUUUUUUUUAGUUUGUCUACAGCACCUGAAAAAUUGCAGCAGGUUCUUUGCUAAGAAAGUAGAGCUGGGAAAAUAGGUAGUUUGUAUGUUUCAUGUGUGAUUUCAGUUAUUCUUUGCUGAGCAAGGUGAAUGUUCUUACAGUUACUCAUAGGUCAGAUUGCUCCAGAGCCAUGAAGAUUGCCAUUUGUAAUGAAAAAAAAUGGCUUUAAUUUGUUUGAUGUGUCAGCCUGCAGACUCAGAUUAUUUCACUGCUCAGUUUCCUACAGAUUAUCUUCUUGUCUUCCAUCCCUUUUAUGAGUUGAUACUAUGUCUGUGACAAAAAUCAGAUUAGUAGGUUAAACUGUUUUUGCACUGGCUAGUAAGAGAUGAAAUCUUUAUUGUUUCAAUUUAUCUCUCUGUAACUGCGACAAAGUAGGUGAAAUUCAGCUGCUUAAACAUUAGAGUCUAGACCAUAUUAGAUGUCAUACGACAGCAGAGACAUAGAAGAGCACAAGACUAGAAGACCCAACAUAGCAACUGGAGGCCAAGCUGAUUAUAGCAAAUCAUCUGAAGUAGCACUAGAAGUGUGGUUCAGGCAGCUGAAGCCCCAUUGGCUUUGACUUUUUUGUCUUCACUUUCUUUGUAUUACUUCACCUGUUACAUAUUGUGAGAAUCAAUAAAUCAAA